Messenger RNA from Verticillium alfalfae VaMs.102, 1182 nucleotides. RefSeq names its product LysM domain-containing protein. The transcript has 3 exons. The record is from RefSeq and is a predicted model, not a curated record. Lineage: Eukaryota; Fungi; Ascomycota; Sordariomycetes; Glomerellales; Plectosphaerellaceae. Bases 1 to 1182 code for a protein of 393 amino acids.
AUGUCUUUCAUCAAGUGCAGCCUUUUGCUGGCCGCCGCCGCGGUCGCAUCCGUCUCGGCCCGCAGGGGCCCGGAACCCAAGUAUCCUCCCGCUGCCGGCACCAGUUCCUACUGUUCGUACUGGGUGGACUACGAGGGUGACAAGUCGUGCUCGCGUGUCCUCGAGGACAACAAACAGAAUCCCACCGUUGGCGCAGACUGCUCCGGCAUCAAGGCAGGCAACUCGUACUGCGUUGAGGCCUUCGGUGAGCCCGAGCCCAUCGAGGUCACCACGACCACUCGCGCUGCCACGACGACGACGCAGCCGACCGCGACGACGACAACGUUUGCCAACGGCAUCGCCACGCCCCAGCCCACCCAGUCCGGCAUGGUGACCAACUGCAACAAGUUCCACUGGAUUGCCGAGGGCCGAUUGCUUCCGGCAUGUGGGCCGGUGUCAACGUCUGCGUCGGCGUCGUCGGCAGCUCCACCGACACGGCCAAGCCACGACCACGGCGCCCAGAACGGCGUCGUCACGCCUCAGCCCACUCAGCCCAGCAUGGUGACCAACUGCAACAAGUUCCACUGGAUUGCCAAGGGUGUCACCUGCCAACAGGUCAUUAGCUUCCAGAAGAUUUCCCUCGCCGAUUUUGUCAAGUGGAACCCCAGCGUCCUGAGCGACUGUUCCGAGGUCCAAGUCUGCGUCGGUCUCAUCGCCGGCACCACGCCCACGACGACGCGGCCCCCUACCACCACGGCCCCCGGCAACGGCGUGUCGACGCCCCAGCCGACGCAGCCUGGCAUGGUGACCAACUGUGCCAAGUUCCACUGGGUUGCCAAGGGUGUUACGUGCAACCAGAUCUACAGCUACCAGAAGAUCACCCUUGAGCAGUUUGUCAGCUUCAACCCGACGGUCAAGUCGGACUGCACGGGCAUGCAGGCCGAGGUGAACGUCUGCGUCGGCCUCAUCGGCGGCAACCCCACGCCCACGCAGACGGGCAACGGCAUCGCGACGCCUCAGCCCAUCCAGCCCGGCAUGGUGUCCAACUGCAAGAAAUUCCACUGGAUCGCCCAGGGCGUCACGUGCCAGCAGGUCAUCAGCUUCCAGAAGAUCACCCUUGCUGACUUUGUCAAGUGGAACACUGGUGUUGGCUCUGACUGCCGCACCAUGUGGGCCGAGACGAACGUCUGUGUUGGCGUCUAA